ACAAAAUACACCAGUCGCCUGUCUGAGUCCCACUUUUUUUGUCCAUUCAGGUUCAACACAAUCUGCUGUUUUUGUUCUCCACUUAUGAAAGUUGGCAGCUUUAAGAAUUUUUAUGUGGAUAGUGAAAAGUAGCAAGAGCACAUCAAGGAUCUGUGGGGACCGUUACUCAUGUGUGCAGACGGUGUGAACAAAAAACAAGCGUUACAACCUUGGAUCCGUCCAUUCUUUGAAAAUAAACCAUAUUUUUUCUUUUCCUCCUCGUUUUCUCUCUCCUCCUCCAUCCUUCCCUCCCUGCUUUUCUCCUUUCCUGACUAAAUAAGGCAGUUGGAAGGAGGGGAAGCUGUCCAGCCGACUCCCGCUGGUUUUUCGCCGCUCGCUGUAACAGGAUCACCGACUGAUGCAUUUUUAAUACGCACCAAAAUGUCACACUUUGAUGGAUGGUCUUUCUGCCUGGCAGCAGUUCGUCACGUCCCGCCAGUCCUUCCGAGUCCGAUCACAGGAGUGAAAACGGAACAAACAAAAGGAAUAGACUAAGAUACGGUCUGUGUGGGAGUUAACAUCUCAGUCAGAUUCAGGAUGCACUGAAGGGAAAGCAGAACCGUUUCAUUCUGUCAAUGCGCCUCAUCUAAACGCACAGCAAUAAUUUCCCACUUUACUUGAACGCAUCAUCUCCAGCGUGACGGAAGGGGGGAACCCCGGCGGUGUGACGUAGCUCAGCAGGCUGAGUGGUGAAUCCCCGUCCAGCCCCCGAUGAAAGCAGGUGAAAGCCGCGCCGCACAAAACCCGCAAUAAAACCACAAAAAAAAAAAAAAAAUCUGGCGCAACGGAGAAGGAGACGCUUCGUUUUUGCGCAGGUGCUUUAUCCUUUUCUCUCAUUUUCGUGAAAGAUAAAAACCUUUUUGUUGUUUUUUCCCCCUCUACAUUUGAGAGCAUGCAUGGCACAGAGCGGAGCAGGGCAGUACAAUAGAGGGGAGAAACCGGGGAGGUGGCUUGUGCGUAAACUGCACGUUUUGCGGCUUUAAGAAUGAAGGCAGGUGGCGCUGCGGAACACCUGGUAACGUCAGGCGUCCGUCUCCAACCUGCUGCUGCGGGUGGUGGAGGAGGAAUCCGUCCUAUCUGAUCUGCCUGGCAGCUGCGCCAACCCGGGCCUUCAGUCCCACCUGAGCGGGCUUCAGAUCCGGCCUCUUUUCUAUCAUUCCAAAGCUGCAUAAUGACACGCGAAGGAGGUUAUUUUUAAACUAUUCAAAUGAAUUCCUGUUGUGUUGUUUUGGGGCCUAAGAUGUUACCAGGACAGCUGAGCGCGCGCGUGGCUUCCUGUCCAUCACCAUAGGUGUGUGGUGGCUCCGCUUCGAUGCGCAAAGGGUUAAAAAAAGAGGCGCAGCUAGACACCAGGGGAGUUGAAGUCAUCCGGCAGCGCGCACAGCGAGGAGGAGGAGAGAUCCACUGAACACCUUCUAAAACACACACACACACACAUAUAUACACACACCCCCACACACACCCCCACACACACACAUGCAGGACGAUUCAAGCUGUCGACCUGCUCGCAGCUGUUUUCCUUUAAUGAUCACUCCGCUCUUUUCCCCCCCCUCUGCUGCCAAACACCAGGAGCUUCAGAGGUAAAACAAAGAGAAGAAAUAGGAGGUGGAGUGAGUGAGGGAGUGAGAGAGAAAUAAAUAGAAACGCGCAGCCCAGCGCCUCCAACUAUGGCUCCAACGGUGAUCAUCAGAGAACUCGCCCAGUCCGCCUCCAAGCAGCGGGCUGACGCGCAGGAUGAGCGCCGCGCUGCGCUCCUCCGGGUGUGAGAGAAGCAUCGGCGGACCAGAGACGGACAGCCGCCCCGCUCCCGGCCUGGAGGCUGGAAGCCGCUCGAUCCUCCGCGCGUCACAGCGCGCCUUCUUUCCAGAACUCUCAGAUUUUUUUAAAAUUAUAUAUAUAUUUAUUUUUUUUUACUCCCAAAACAUUCAGGAGUCAGUGCCCACCUGAACACCCGGGAAACUUUGCCUCCCUUCUCCUCCCAUCCAGAUCGGCUGCCGGUGUGGAGGGGAGCGCAGUGAGCAUCGUGCGCUCAGCGGGGCUUGAAGAGCCAAACUCGGUGUGAUCUUAUCCAAAGAACCCGGAAAGUCUUUAAAAGUCCCGGCGGCCACCGCUGCGAAGAUGCCGGUCCGGAGGGGCCAUGUGGCCCCGCAGAACACCUUCCUGGAUACUAUCAUCAGGAAAUUUGACAGUCAAAGUCGGAAGUUCGUCAUCGCCAACGCCAGAGUGGAGAACUGCGCCAUCAUCUUCUGCAAUGACGGCUUCUGCCACCUGUGUGGCUACAGCCGAGCCGAGAUCAUGCAGAAGCCUUGCACGUGUAACUUCCUGUACGGGCCGGACACCAAGAGGCUGGCCAUCGCCCAGAUGGCGCAGGCCCUGCUGGGCUCCGAGGAGAGGAAAGUGGAGAUCAACCUGUACAGGAAAGACGGCCAGUGCUUCCUGUGCAUGGUGGACGUGGUGCCGGUGAAGAACGAGGAUGGUGUGGUGAUCAUGUUCAUCCUGAACUUCGAGGUCAUGACUGAAGACGCACUGAAGGACCAUAAACGGGAGCUGAACCACCGCCUGCCCACCUGGCUUGUUACAGGUCGCCCACGAGGCUUCAAGCUGCGUUUCCCCCAGCUCCGCUCCCUGUCCAACAGCAAGGCAUCGCUGGACGACGCGGAGGCCGGCCACAUCCCCACAGCCACGCCCCUGCCACUGCAUCCGGACCACAGUCCCGAGUGUCUUGGUCUGGGCGAAUUCCUGCCCCUGCCUCUCUUACCCCCAGACCACCAGGAGCAGCUGAGUGGAAGCAGGUCGGCUCUACAGAAGUGGCCGGAGGAUCACCAGGAGGACCAACGCACCCUCCUGUGUUCGGAAACCCCUAUUCCCUUCCCCAGGCUGCCUCCCCAAGUAGCCCACCUGGUCGGGCCCCUCAACCAGUCGACCCCCUGCGUCGUGGCCCGCCACCGCCUCAGCCUUAACCCGGACGCCUCGUGCUCCAAUUGCUCCCUGACGCACAGCCGCUCGCGGGAAAGCUUCCACAGCAUGCGGCGCGCCUCCUCCGUGGACGAGAUUGAGGCCCUGAGGUCCGAGUGGGACCGGAAGAACCGGAGGGCCAGCGUCCGGCCGUCCAGCAGCAGCACUGGCGCAGUAAAUAGUAAGUCUAACAUACUGAACUCCACUUCGGACUCGGACCUCAUGCGGUACCGUACGAUAUCCAAAAUCCCCCACAUCACCCUCAACUUUGUGGAUUUCAAACCGGACCCCCUCAUCGCCCUUCCCUCUGGAGAGAUGGACAUCAUAGCCCCCUGCAAGCUCAUUGACAGGACUCACAACGUCACCGAGAAGGUCACACAGGUGUUGUCUCUGGGUGCAGAUGUGUUGCCAGAGUACAAGCUUCAAGCUCCUCGCAUCCACAAGUGGACCGUGUUGCACUACAGUCCCUUCAAGGCGGUGUGGGACUGGCUCAUCCUGCUGCUGGUCAUCUACACCGCCAUCCUGACCCCCUACUCAGCCGCCUUCCUCCUCAACGACCACGAAGAGGUAGCCAAGCAGAACUGCGGUUACUCCUGCUCUCCUCUCAAUGUGGUGGACCUCAUAGUCGACAUCAUGUUCAUCAUUGACAUCCUGAUCAACUUCAGGACAACAUAUGUGAACACUAAUGAUGAAGUGGUGAGUCACCCGGUACGUAUCGCUGUUCACUACUUCAAAGGCUGGUUCCUCAUCGACAUGGUUGCUGCUAUUCCCUUUGACCUGCUCAUCUACCGCAACGGAGAGGAGACCACCACCCUGAUUGGCCUGCUGAAAACCGCUCGGCUCCUGCGAUUGGUUCGCGUAGCCAGGAAGUUGGACCGCUACUCAGAGUACGGAGCGGCUGUCCUCUUCCUCCUCAUGUGCACCUUCGCCCUCAUCGCUCACUGGCUGGCCUGCAUCUGGUAUGCAAUUGGUAGUGUGGAGCGGAACGGUUCUAUCGGUUGGCUCCACACCCUGGGGGACCAGCUGGGAAAACACUUCAAUGAAUCCGUCCCAGGUUCAGGACCCUCUAUCAAAGACAAGUAUGUCACAGCUCUUUACUUCACAUUCAGCAGUCUGACCAGUGUGGGUUUUGGAAAUGUGUCACCCAACACCAACUCUGAGAAGAUCUUCUCCAUCUGUGUUAUGCUCAUCGGAUCCCUGAUGUACGCCAGCAUCUUUGGGAAUGUGUCAGCCAUCAUCCAGCGGCUCUACUCAGGGACGGCCCGCUACCACACCCAGAUGCUGAGAGUCAGGGAGUUCAUCCGCUUUCACCAAAUCCCCAACCCUCUCCGGCAGAGGCUGGAGGAGUACUUUCAGCACGCCUGGUCCUACACCAACGGCAUCGACAUGAACGCCGUCCUCAAAGGGUUCCCAGAGUGUCUUCAGGCAGACAUCUGCCUCCACCUGAACCGAACGCUGCUGCAGAACUGCAAGGCCUUUAAAGGCUCCACUAAGGGCUGCCUCCGGGCGCUGGCCAUGAAGUUUAAGACCACCCACGCCCCGCCCGGCGACACGCUGGUCCACGCCGGGGACGUCCUCACUGCCAUCUACUUCAUAUCCAGGGGGUCCAUAGAGAUACUGAGAGGAGACGUGGUGGUAGCCAUCUUGGGGAAGAACGACAUAUUCGGCGAGCCCAUCAACCUGUACCCCCGCCCGGGGAAAUCCAACGCUGACGUGAGAGCGCUGACGUACUGCGACCUCCAUAAGAUCCUGAGGGAAGACGUUCUGGAGGUGCUGGACAUGUAUCCGGAGUUUGCCGAGCAUUUCUGGAACAACCUGGAAAUCACCUUCAACCUCAGAGACACCAACAUGAUCCCGGGCUCUCCCAGCAGCGACGACUCCGCCGGCGGGGGGUUCAACAAACUGCGGAGACGGAAGCUGUCAUUUCGAAGACGCACAGAAAAAGACGACGCUGACGCCGGAGAAUAUAAAAAAUCCCACAAAUCAUCACGGCGAAGACAGAGGGAUGCGGUCAGCAGCCAGAGGGAGAAGGAGGAGGCAGCCAAGAGGCAGUGGGAGGGGCAUCGCAGCUCCGUGUCUUCUCACUCCAGUGGUGACGAGGGGGAGGAGCCUGUUCUGACUGGCCUCGCCCCCCCGCCCGCACUGCUGGAGCCCCCGAAGGCUCAGGCCCCGCCCCGGAGCUUCAGUGAGACCACAGAGCCAGAGGGGGACCCUAAGACUGGAAACACCUGCAACGCCCUUUCAGGUGCUUUCUCAGGCGUGUCCAACAUCUUCAGCUUCUGGGGAGAGAGCCGAGGAGGCGGUCAGUACCAGGAGGUGCCCAGCUGCAGCCUGGCCUCCCCCCCGCCUCUCAACACGCCGCUGCACAGCCUGAGCCGCCAGCAGCGCAGCCAGCUGGACGCACGUCUGGACCUGCUGCAGAAACAGCUCAACAGGUUGGAGAGCCGCAUGUCAGCGGACAUUGGUGUGAUCAUGCAGCUCCUGCAGAGGCAGAUGGCCCUGGUUCCUCCUGCCUACAGUGCUGUUUCAUCACCUCCUCAGCCCUCUCCGUACCCCGGUUCUGGACCAGGAGACAGAGCCGCUCCUGAUACAAUGGCUUCUCUAUCACAGAUCUUGGACUCGCAGAACUUUGAAGACUUUUCAGCCAAGCCUCUUGACUCUAUGGCGCCCCAGGACUCCUCUCUGAUCCCCGCCAACCAGGAUCAGCCUGAAUCCUCUGCCCUGGGCAGCCUGGGGCAGCAUGUGGAGCUGGAGCUCCAGCUUGAUAGCGGGGCUGGAGCCAUGGCUGCAGGGACUGCUGCAGAUGCGGAGAAUAGUAUAGCAGGAGGAUUGGAUUUUGUGUCAGUGGAACCGAAGCCGGCUGCAGGGACAGAGGCGUCGCCUAUGGACGCUGAGACCCAAAGAAGGCUUUCACUUCAAGAACCACAGACACCUCUGGAUUCACGGAUACCACAAAGACAUGGCUCUGACCCGGGGGGAAGCUAAGAGAAUGGGGAGGAAAAGGGAAGAAGAGAAGUAUCCAUUGUUCCAUACUGAGACACCAGCUGGAUCUACCACCUAAACCCUUUCAGGCGCUCACUACUCACCUUUUCGGACAGAGUAAAGCCAUGAUAGGGGCCAAGGGAAGUAUUGAACCUUUCCCUCUGCCACAGUCUUUGUCUUUGAGUCUCUUCUCAAGAAACAUCCUGAGCUUUCUGAGCUUCAAAGCGGUACAACCUUUAACCAAAACCACAAGCCGAAGAGAGGCGACCUCUGUCUCUAACCCAAUCAGUCCGGUCUGGAAACCCUCAGUCAGUCGCUAAGGAUAACGCUUCUUCUCAGUCAUUCUGAAAAGACAACUAAGUUAUAGAAGAAUCCCUUUACAGCUGUGUCCAGUGUUGGAUCACUGAAGAGAACAAGACAACAUCGGACAAAAUAAUGACAAACAAAAAAGUAGCCAUUUCUUGCACUGAAAACCUUGAUACAAUGAUUAUUCUUUCUAUAUAUGUCCAAGGCGCUUCCGAUAAACUCACUGACUGGUUGUUGAAUUGUAGUGUUAGCUGGCCUAACAGGAAUCCUGCUGUCCCAUUCUGUCAUUGGUUCCGUCCCCUUGAUGUCCCGCCCUCUGCCCCCCAAGAGGUGGAGCUAAUGUUCUAAUUUAUACUCUGAUCGAGAGCACACUGGAUUGGCUGGUCCACACCUCAGGGGGUGGGAACUGGAGGGUUACAAGCCAUGAAUUCUCUUGAAGAACAUAUCAGCUGCCCUAUCGUAAACAUUGUACCCAUUUGCUAGAGAGCUGAACACGCGUGGCAUGCUUGGGUUGUGUCAGCAACAGGUAAACUAGCAAACUUACGCGGUUUCCAUAAGAGCAGUAUACCAAAACAGCUCCCUAAAGACUUCAUCAAGCAACUCCAUGAACUUCAGUAUGAGCUGUGGCCUUAACAAGGUCACCUGAUCAUCACUGUACGAGAAGUGACGAAGUCAGCAGCGAUUUCUGAUGCCCGGUUAAAAGCUCAUGCAUAGAGGAAUUCUAGUUUAUCAUUGUUGAAUUUGCUACCUCAGAUUUUAUUGCUCUUUACUUUUUUGUUUUCACCUCAAGCACGCAAACCCUGAAUAUUUCUACCUUGUACAUAAGUAAGUAUACGAGUUUGCCAGUUUACAACGACCAGCCGAAUGCGCCAUUAUUCAAUGUACAGUACAAUAUGCAAACACUGGCUAGAAGAAGACGAUUGCGUGUGCGGUACUGCUGUGUGUGGGCUCGGGUCCGGUCGCAGGCUUUCGGUGUGCGUUUGUUUUCGUCUCAUGCAGAGUUUGCUGUGUUUGCUUCAACACAUGGUAGAGGCUCACUGGAUUCUCUUGUUGGUUAUUUAUUCCCCCCAGACAAAGACAGAUGAAUGAUGCCUUGUUGAAAGAGACAAAUGAAAGGUUUGGUAUGUGAAAUACAAACCCCUUCAAUGUUGCUUUGCAGAACACACGUCUCGGUUACGGUGGUUUGCCUGCUUUGGCACCAUUUUACAUGGUGGGUCGAGAGGUGUGGUCAACAUCUGUAUGCUGCUUUUUUCCUCAUUUUGCAUCUCUAGAUACCACUUACUUUAUUUUGGAGCCUAAUGUUCUUGAGCAUGCACCCUAUUUUUACAUACAAAGUGAAAGUUUUCACAAAUCACAAGUAUGCUUUAAAGAAUCUGUAAUUUGUGUAGAAUAUUCCAUUCCCUGCUUAUGGGGAACUGGUUGUAAAGGUAACACAGUCAAAAAUGAACAGCAGUAACUUUGGUUAUUUAGCCUAUCAUAAGAUAAACUUUUAAACUAAAUAUCUACUGUAGUUAGCAAGCUAAAUGCAUACAAGCAAAAAUCUUUAGCUCAAAGCCAAAUAUUCAGCUUAAAACUAAAUAUUUAGCUCCAAACUAUUUAAUUUCAAGCUAGCAAGCUAAAUAUUCAGCUACAGACUAAAUUCUUUGUUAGUGAGCAAAAUAUUUAAUUUGUAGCUAAAUACAUAGCUUAGAGCUAAUAUACAAAUUCACUUGCCGAUUUGCUAAUUAAAUACUUAGGUUGAAAUGCUGAUAUUUUUAAAUGAACAAAUAACAUGGUGAAAAUAUGACUUCAAAAAUAUGAAACCCCCAUUUUUUGCCUCUCAUGACAGGCUAAAUAACCAAAAUAAUUGCUGUUCAUUUUUGACUGUGUACCUCUACAGAUUCUACCUUUUGGCUGCUUGCUAAGUCCAUACACUGCAGUUUCAGGUUUUCUCUUCAAAUUAAUUAAAAACUGGGCAGUUCAGCACCAUUAGCCAUCCCAGAAGUUGAUACUAGACUUGGCACAUGCUAAUGGCUAAUGUUUCACCAGUUAUUUUCUCAUAGUUCUAAGAAAUCACUUGUAUGUGGUCUGUCACUUUUUCGCCAAUUCUUUUCUUGACUUUGUAUCCAGAACGUUCUAACAUAAACUCUAAAUGUGGAGGGAAUUGCUCUGUUUAAUGAAGCAAGGGUUGUCAGCUAGCCUGACAAGAAUUCUGUGUUAACACAGUAGAGCAACAUGAGGACUACUUCCUUUUUUUUUCAAAAUAAGUCUCAGCAACUAUUGACCUUUUGCAACUUCGUCAACGUAUCACAUUGAGGAGAAUGAAGAAAAGCGGAAGUGAGGAUGGGAGUAUUGAACUGAUUGUUUUCUCUUAAGUUAAUUUGUCUGUAGAAGUAUCACACCUACUUGGGCCUCAUAGAGUGUUAUUUACAAAAGUUGAAUAUCUAGCUUAGAAACCGACCCAUAUCUUCUCCCUCCUGACGUGUUUAUUGAUUUGAUAAAAACGCAGACUUUGCCUGAAUUCACGCCCCAUACCACUAUGUCAUAAACUGCAUUUCCCAGAUUGUACAAAAAGUCUAGAUGCUAACAAGGUUUUUUGGACAUGGUAGGCUACCUGAUGGUGAGGCAUUCUCUUCACACUUACUAAUGGUUAGACACAUACCUUCUUCAAAAUGCAAUAUUAGAUGACAUCUUACUAACAUUACCUCAUCUUUAUUAAGUGUAUAAAUGUUAAUCUUCUUACCUCAUAAAAAGUGUUCACUACAAAUCCACAGAUAAAACAAGGGCUGCCAGUCCUUAUGAUUGAUGGUUGCUAUCUAUUACUAGUCUAUAUUAUCAGGCUACCAACUGUCUGUUUUUGACAAUCUUUACAGGAAUUAACAAGCUCAUUGGUUGUUUGACGUCCGUCAUGGUGGAGCGGGUCGCUUUCUGAACAGGGUGACGUCACGUGCAAAGGGUCAAUAACAUUAACCUUCAUACCUGGGUGCCAAAAGAAGCCACCCGAGGCCAGUACCUGUAUACACAAACUUUAAUAUUGUGAGAUGUUGCUUCACCUCUAAGAACCCCAUCUUGAUAACCUUUAAAAUCUUAAACCAUUUUACAGGUUUAGAAAACAUAAACAUAAGUUGCAUGACGUGUUCUGGCAUUUUGAUACUAGGUGUUUAGGAUGGUCCAGUUUAGCUAAUGCUAAAUCCAUUGGCAUUAGCUUGUGGAAUAAGCUAUUUUCUACUUUCUACAUUUCUGCUGCAGGUAUAACCACUCAACAGAACCCCCAAAAGACUGUAUUGUCUCUUUAAAACAUUCUUUUAAGUCCGUCUUGACUCCCUUUUUGAGUUCGAGACAAAACGUCUAGAUGCUAACAAGGUUUUUUGUACAUGGUAGGCUACCUGAGACAGGGCAUUUACUCCCUGUCUUUAAAGGUAUCUCAUCUAUCCAAUGUGGUCAACACAACAAAGCAUAUGUUCAGUAAGUAUGAUGAAGAUGACGUGUAGAAAAUAUUUAAAUGUUAGCAGCAUCAGGCAUAUCAUUAUGACCCUUAGCUGGUUUAGUAAAAAUGAAAAACUAUCACCGGAGCAUCAGACGUUGAUCAUGACGUAUUUUGGGUGAAGUCUAUGCGUUUAUCCAGACACCUCAACCUUGUGAAAUAUUUCAAAUAAAACGCUAACUUUUGAGUUCUUAGGAUGAAGGAAAAUAAACACCUAUCUCACCACCGAAUUGUCUUCCCUGAUCUAAAAUCCCACAGAUUAAGCUUCUGUUUCUGUAAUAUGCUGAAGAGUGAAGGAAAAGUGUUGGCGAAGUGCAAUAGUAUUUUAAACAGUCCUGACCUGUAGCAGCUUGAGUACGUCUGGAAGAGGAAAAAGAAGAAAAAAAGUUCUGCACUUUAUGUUCUUGUGCACGGCGCACAUGUUUUAAUGAAGACUCAGGAAUGUGUCAGUCAUGUCAUGGGUGUCCGUUUUCCUUUGUCCAACAACUCAAAAUCAACCAAACAAGACACUUUAACAGAACUCAUCGUUGGCAGAAUUCCCCUUUAACGAAGUAUUGAGAAGUUGUUACUCUGCUGUUUGUCUAAGUUAUUUAAUUUAUUUGUUGUGGUAGAUAUAUUUGGUUUGCAUGUGAAUCAUGACUGAAAUCAUUUUGUCUCGGCUAUAUGAAGAGCUGGAGGACCUGAAUGUUCUUCGUGGAACCUGUUAGGCGCUCUACGUUCUCGUUAUUCUAUUCAUGUUGCUGAAAUGUAUACAUACGCACCAUAUUUCUCUAUAUAUAAUCAAUACUGAUCAACAGAGGUGAUUGAUGUGCAUAUUAUUUAACGUUAAUAUUACUGAAUCACUUUAUGAACACCUGUGAGAGCCAUUUCCCUAAAGGUCGUCGUCCAUGUCCACUUGUGCGCAGCUCGUGUUAUGCUUUGUAACAGUGCACUUUAGUAUUGAACCAAAGCAAGGGAAUGCUGUAACCAACCAUCACUGCUGACAUUUUAAACCCACACGUGACUCAGCUGAAGGAGUAAACAAAAAGGAAUGGGACAAUUUGAAUGCAGAGGUCGCAAUAACUAGACAAGACGUGACGAGGAAGAUGUGUGAGAAUCUGAAGGCUCCAGUGUGGAAACUGACUCCAGGUUCUAGUAUGUAAAUCUGAAUGAACAGAUCAUGGAAGCCCAAAGCUGUCCAAAUCUGACUUGUUCUAACUACUGAAGCUAGCUGCUUGAUGCUAACUGGUUUACUUUGCCAACACACUCCUCACCAUCACCUCAUGUACGUUAGCGCUUGCUCUAUUUAUUAUUUCAAUGCCGUCAUGGUAAAUAAAAACCAUGCAUUGUUAUGCUCAAAAGGUUUUUGAUGCAUCAGGACAAAAUAAAAAUCAUCUGGAUUUUUAUCACAUUCUAAAAUGAUUUAAAUCUAACUUUAGAUGUAAUUCUACACUGGUAUAAAAAAGAAAAUUAGUUGUAAAAAAAAAAAAAAAAUCCACCCUAGAUUUAACAUCUUGUA
Molecule: messenger RNA, 11243 nt
Organism: Xiphophorus hellerii (green swordtail)
Lineage: Eukaryota; Metazoa; Chordata; Actinopteri; Cyprinodontiformes; Poeciliidae
Gene: kcnh2b
Product: potassium voltage-gated channel, subfamily H (eag-related), member 2b
Exons: 22
Coding region: 2158-5979 (1273 amino acids)
Biological process (GO): regulation of heart rate by cardiac conduction; membrane repolarization during cardiac muscle cell action potential; potassium ion transmembrane transport
Cellular component (GO): plasma membrane
Molecular function (GO): inward rectifier potassium channel activity
Source: RefSeq, a predicted model, not a curated record